Molecule: messenger RNA, 5078 nt
Organism: Stegostoma tigrinum
Lineage: Eukaryota; Metazoa; Chordata; Chondrichthyes; Orectolobiformes; Stegostomatidae
Product: guanine nucleotide-binding protein G(q) subunit alpha
Exons: 7
Coding region: 554-1633 (359 amino acids)
Biological process (GO): adenylate cyclase-modulating G protein-coupled receptor signaling pathway; action potential; phospholipase C-activating dopamine receptor signaling pathway
Cellular component (GO): heterotrimeric G-protein complex
Molecular function (GO): guanyl nucleotide binding; G protein-coupled receptor binding; GTPase activity
Source: RefSeq, a predicted model, not a curated record
AGAGGGAGGUGGCGUCCGCCAUUUUCGCUCCAGUUUACCACGCCCGUGGAUCUAGCGGAAAGCAGUAGCAAGACUUCUCUGUCUCUGUUCCUCUGCUCGUUUUCGGAAACUAGCUGCGAACGUUUGAGGGAGGCGAGUGAUUAACGUGCCGGCAAUCGGGCGAUUUUAUGUCUGCGUUUAUUGCGAGGGGGAGAGACAACAAAACAGAGAAGUGAAAGGGUUGCUGCAGGAUAUUGUUGCAUCCCUUCACAGGGCGCGAGGACAACAUCCAAAGGGAUAUCGGAGACCCUCCCCUGGCCAGCUUUGGAUUGCACGAGAAUCACCGUCAGACCUUCCCUCUCUCGACUUGUGUUUUUUUUUGAAAAGGAAACAGAAAUUCACCGUCUUUCUUCACCAUUGCACCCCCGACAGCUUUUUUUAAAACUCCCAGUGAAUUCUCCAUGUUUAGUCAGACCGUAGAAUAUUGAGAAGGACACCCACCACCCCGUCACCCACCCACUCCCAAUCCACUCCUUCCUCCCGCCACCUCCAAGCACACACACCAGUCGGCUACAUGACUCUCGACUCCAUCAUGGCGUGUUGCCUGAGCGAAGAGGCGAAAGAAGCCAAAAGGAUCAACGCGGAGAUCGAGAGGCAGCUCCGGAGAGACAAGCGGGAUGCACGGCGAGAACUCAAGUUACUGCUGCUCGGCACAGGAGAAAGUGGCAAGAGCACAUUCAUCAAACAAAUGCGAAUCAUUCAUGGUACAGGGUACUCUGAUGAGGACAAACGAGGCUUCACAAAACUGGUUUAUCAGAAUAUCUUCACUGCCAUGCAGGCUAUGAUCAGAGCAAUGGAUACACUCAAAAUACAGUACAAAUAUGAGUACAAUAAGGCAAAUGCGCAGUUAAUUCGUGAGAUUGAUGUGGAAAAAGUGACAACAUUUGAUAACCCCUAUGUGGAAGCAAUAAAAUGUCUAUGGAUUGACCCAGGCAUCCAAGAGUCCUAUGACAGACGGAGAGAGUACCAACUGUCUGAUUCAACUAAAUACUACCUUAGUGAUACUGAUCGUAUUGCAGCACCAGAUUAUCUGCCAACUCAACAGGAUGUGCUGCGGGUUCGAGUGCCCACAACUGGCAUCAUUGAGUAUCCAUUUGAUCUGGAGAAUAUAAUCUUCAGAAUGGUCGAUGUUGGGGGUCAGCGGUCAGAACGAAGGAAAUGGAUUCACUGCUUUGAAAAUGUGACAUCUAUUAUGUUUUUAGUUGCCCUUAGUGAAUACGAUCAAGUUCUUGUAGAAUCAGAUAAUGAGAAUCGAAUGGAAGAGAGCAAAGCACUAUUUAGAACAAUUAUCACAUAUCCCUGGUUUCAGAACUCCUCAGUCAUCCUGUUCUUAAACAAGAAAGAUCUCUUGGAAGAAAAGAUCAUGUAUUCUCACUUAGUUGAUUAUUUCCCAGAGUAUGAUGGACCACAGCGAGAUGCACAAGCAGCGAGGGAGUUUAUUUUGAAGAUGUUUGUGGACCUGAAUCCUGAUAGUGACAAAAUUAUCUACUCUCACUUCACGUGUGCUACAGAUACAGAGAAUAUACGGUUUGUCUUUGCUGCUGUCAAGGACACUAUCCUACAAUUAAACCUAAAGGAAUAUAACCUGGUCUAGUUUACUAACUGACUUGGUGGAAACAAAACAAGAGCAACUGUAUUAUCUGUGAAAAUAAUUUGCAUAAUGCUAAUUUAUUGCCAUUCUGGACUCUGUGCGCUUCCACAGAGAUUUAGUAAAUAUUAUGAUUUUAUUUAACAAAAAUGGGGCAAAAGAUGCUGACACACCUUCGCAGCACUCGUCCACUUUUUAGGCAAAACUUUGUGACUUUGUGUAAAAUUUUCACUUUUCACUUGUAAAUUCUGAUUUCAGCACUCUGAAGGUAGGGUUUUUUGCUUCUUCAAGCACGCCCCUUCCUUUCCUUUUCCCCAAAGGAAUACUUGAGGUACAAUGUCCCUUUUUUGUCAUCUGUUCCUCUUAAAGCUCAAUGGUACACAGUAAAAAUUGUAAUGUUUUUGGCAGAUACCAAGCUACCAAUGGAAUAAUUAUCGUACUUCUUUCCUGAUAGAUGAAAAGUAUCGGUACUGUGAUUUUUAAAUUAUUGAUAUGUAUAAUUUAAUCAUCAAUUUUCAAACUAAGCAAUUUGUCUUCAUCUUAAGCUAUAAAUAUGGGAGCUCAUAAAGCAAUAGGUGAUUGCUCAUCUGUAAAUGUUGCCACACUUGGAUUCCCAAAAACAUGGAUAGAUGUAGGUAAGAGUACAAUAUUGAGAAUGUUGUGUACUUGUAAAACAGUAUAUGGGGUUGAAUUUCUAUUUAUUAUGUGCCAUUCUAUUGCUAUUUACUAGACUUGUUUUACUGAAAGUUGCCAAACAAAAUGUUAUCUACACUACAUUUGCUGAUUGUUUUGGAAUCUCUGCUUGGGUCUUUCUCCUUAGAACUGUAGAUGGAGACAUCAUUGACGUACUUAAUUUGCACCAGGGUAGUCUUUAAAUGUUACUUCUUUGGCUUUAAGUGAAGAAGUUUUAAUAUUGCCACUCAUGGCAUUUUCAAUGUUUUUGAAGUUUUAAUGGAUAAAAAUUGCUUUACUCAAAAUGCUUAAAAUCAUGUGGCUCAUACCACAAUAGUGACUGCACUUGAGCAGAAGAUGAAUGGUAAGCAAAUAACAUUGCAGUAUCAACUCCUGGGUUUUUCUAAAAGCCGUUUCUUGGACACAUGCCAAAACAAGUGAAGAAAAUAAAAUGGUGCUCUUCCACAUUAUGUAAUAUUUGCCAUUAACUGUAUUAUUCUUUGACAUAGGCAGAUCAGUGUCCAUGACCAAUUUUGUAUCCUAACUUUUUUACACAUAUGUUGAAAGGUACUGUGAUUAUGUUUUGAUUAAAUCCUGCCAGAUCCCUCAUUUUAAACCAGAAUGGUUUUCCUAUUCCAUAAUGUCCUAGUAAAUAAACCUGUGUCAUUAUUUUCAUUCCUUUCAAAAUCUGUUUCUAGGCUUUGGUGACUUUGUUUAAAGAGCAGAUAUUUGAACAGACAUGACUGUGUUCCUUUAACUUGCUAGUUUUCAGGAUUUUUUUGUUUUUUGAGCUGUUAACAUAGAUUAUCGAUGGUUCAGGUAGCUAAUUUAAAGUUAUCUGUACUGUCCAUUAUCAGAGAUGAUAUGUUUUUGUGCAUGGUUUCCUGCUUCAAAAGAGUAACUUUUGUUUCUAUGGAGCACCAAAGUUAAUGGUCAGUGAUUUGUCUCCCUCCAUUCCUGCACCUCCAUCAAACAUACAUUUGUGCUUUCAUAGACAAAGCUCUUAUAAUUUGUAAAACUUGGCUGUAGGCAUAGUGUAAUUAUAAUCUUGUAAUAAUUGUGUGUGAAUACGUAUAUAUAUUAUAUAUAUGUGCACACAUGCGCUCACAUCCAUAUUGGCUUUGUGAUAAUUUUGGCAGAUUGAAUGUGCUGUAUUGAUAAUAUAUAUCUAUGUAAUUGUAUUGUAAGUCUUAUAGCUAAUUUGCAUUUUGAAUAAUGUUAUUUACUUUUUUUUACGAGAAGCGAAUGUAAAUUUUUGCCAGUUUUUUCUCAAUUAGGGUUUAAAAUAUUUUCUUUUUGUAAGUCAAGAUAAUUAUCAUAGUGUAGUAGUCUGAUUAAUAUACAUCACAUGGGUUUCUGAUCAAAGAAUUCCUUCUGAUAAAAUUUAAAUCUGUCCUUUCUCUCCCAGAAAGUAUGUGUACAAAGUUUAAUCAAUGACUCCGCCCAUGAAGCAAUCAAAAAAAUUGGCUUCAGGAUCUUGUCAUGUAUAAAAGAAACCAACUUGCCAUAAUUCCUUAAAUUAAGAAAGUGUUUUAGAUCAAAGUUUGUAUUUUGGGGAAUACCAUAUCUAAAUUCUUGUAGCUGUAGUGUCUCUGAUGGAGUUGCUCGUAGUUUACAUUAUACAGAAGGUCUGUAUUACCAGUAGAUACAUUUUAAAUUUGUGUUUUAUGCCUUAUGGCAGUGGAGUCAAGAACUUUGUGCCUCAGAAUUGAAGCCUAAGACAAGAGAGAGCCUCUAAAACGUGUGUGCUGUGUUGGGUGUCAGAAUUGAAAGUUAGAUGUUGGCUUUUACUUUAUCAGUAAUGCACUGGAGGGACCAAUGCAAUGUCAUUAAUUCCUGUGAACAAAGAAAGACAUUAUACUGUCAAAUGAAGUAAAGCCAAGUCCAGCAGGUACUUGCUAUUUACCAAUUCAUGUCACUAAGUGCAAACAAAUAAAUGAAGUUAGGCAUGCUGUAUGUAAAGGUGUAAGGAUGACCAGUGGCUUGGUCGAUUCUUGUAACAUCUACAUUUUUGUAAUUGAAUACAAUGUACAUUAAGUAUGUUAAUUUGGCCUACAAAAGCCCUGCCUUCAUUUACUUUUUAAACUGCUCAAUCAAUUAGUCUUCAAGGAUUUUAGCUCAUCGGCGCUUUCAGCAGAGAAACUAAAAGUUGUUAAGAAAUUAAAUACUUAAAUUGAAAAUUGUGAAUGGCAUUAUGGCUGCCAGAUCAAUUCUGCUCCUAAUAAUAUAGAAUUGAAGACAUCUAAAUCACAGUAAAGUGAAACAGUAUGUGCCAUGGGCAAUUUCUUGUAGUGCCACAUUCUUUUAAAUGUUCUGGUAGGACUUGUAUAUUUAAUUCCUGUUAAUUUUAACAUGCAAUAUUGUAAAAAAAAACAUAUUUGCUGUUUUUAAAUUGCCACUUAAAUGCAUGUAUUGUCAUUGUUUGGGGAAGGGAAAUAGUUUUUGGAAAAGACUAAUGUUGUACAUUAAUGCCCCAAAUGAUCUUGCUGGUUACAAAUAUAGUAUUUUUUGGCCAUAAUUUUGUACUGGUUUCAUUUGAUGUCUCCUGGUUGUAUUUUUCUUCUCAACUGCUUUUCAUGAUACUGUACUUGGAGUAAAAUUUUAUUCCACUGAUUUUGUCUUCACAUUAUAAAAAUAUUAUCCAGUAUUUUUUCAGCACGUGAAAUUAAUAAUUGUCCUUCAGACUCUCAUGGGAAAAAAACUGAUCAAUGUAGUAGCACAAAAAAGAUUUGUCCCUUGUCAUGGAUUGUAUGUUCAAUAAAAUGAAUAUUUGAAUUUU